CGCAGACGUUUGCCACGUCGCGCCAUGCUGUGACGUUUACCGUCUGGUUUUGCCUACUGUGAGCGACGAACGCUUGCUCGGGAUACGUGCGAUGGCUAGCAGGCUGGCGAGAGUGCCCAGAGGGCUUGUGAGUAGUGCACAGCGCACACCCUUGUUGCGCCCGUAUGCUUCCGUGUCGGCCGUUCCUGCGCCCCAGACGCAGAUCACGACUCUGCCGAACGGCUUCACAAUCGCAACAGAGUCCACCUCUGCGCCCACCGCCAGCUUAGGGUGUUGGGUCAGCUCCGGUAGUCGCGCUGACAUCAAGAGCGGAACAGCGCAUUUUCUCGAACAUGUAGCCUUCAAGGGCACACAGCGACGAUCGCAGCACGCGCUUGAGCUCGAAGUCGAGAAUCUGGGCGCCCAAGUCCACGCCUUUACCUCGCGCGAGCAGACGACCUAUUACGCCAAAUGCUUCCGCUCAGACGCGCCCCAGAUGGUCGAUCUGAUUGCCGACAUGCUGCUCUCGUCCAAGCUCGAGGAGUCUGCCAUCGAACGAGAGCGAGAUGUCAUCCUGCGCGAAUCUCAAGAGGUCGAUAACGAUCUCAUGGAAGUCGUGUUUGACAACCUGCACAGCAUUGCCUUCCAAGGGCAACCUCUCGGACAGACCAUUCUUGGGCCAAAGGAGAGCAUUUUGUCGAUCCAAAAAUCAGACUUGGAGGCCUACAUCAAGGAGAAUUAUGUGGCAGAUCGCAUGGUGCUCGUCGGCGCUGGCGGUGUGGACCACAAUGAGCUCGUCAAGCUCGCAGAGAAGCACUUUGGCUCCCUUCCCACCUCGGCCAACCCUUUGCCGCUCGGUCAGCUUGCGCCUGCCAAGAAGAGCGACUUUAUCGGCUCGGAUGUACGAAUCCGCGACGAUACCAUGCCGACGAUCAACCUCGCCAUCGCAGUCGAAGGCGUCGGCUGGUCUUCGCCAGACUACUUCAACAUGCUCGUCAUGCAGUCCAUCUUUGGUAACUGGGAUCGCUCCCUCGGCUCAGCCUCGCUGCUCUCCUCUAAGCUCUCGCACGUCAUCGGCCAGAACAACCUGGCCAACUCGUUCAUGUCAUUCUCAACAAGCUAUUCGGACACCGGUCUCUGGGGGAUCUACAUGGUCUCUGAAAACUUCAAGAAUCUCGAUGAUCUCUGCCACUUUACGCUCAAGGAAUGGCAGCGCAUGUCCAUUGCGCCUCUCGAGUCCGAAGUCGAGCGAGCAAAGGCACAGCUCAAGGCCUCGCUCCUCCUUGGCCUCGAUGGCACGACGGCGACGGCCGAGGAUAUCGGCCGACAGAUGGUGACCAGCGGACGACGGAUGACACCCUCAGAGAUAGAAGCAGGUGUGGAUGCAGUGUCGACGGCAUCGAUCCAGUCUGCGGCUCGCAAGUACAUCUGGGAUCGUGAUAUCGCCAUUGCGGCCAUUGGUCAGACAGAAGGUCUUUUUGACUACAUGAGGAUCCGUGCCGACAUGUCGUCGCUGCGAUUCUAGACAGGCGAAUGCCAACAGAUGUCGUGCCUUUGUGGUCAGACGAAUGCAUGACUUCCCUCAG
Mixia osmundae IAM 14324 is the source of this 1565-nucleotide messenger RNA. RefSeq lists its product as uncharacterized. NCBI's taxonomy places the organism in Eukaryota, Fungi, Basidiomycota, Mixiomycetes, Mixiales, Mixiaceae. The transcript is spliced from 7 exons. Gene Ontology annotation, cellular component: mitochondrion. Bases 92 to 1504 code for a protein of 470 amino acids. The record is from RefSeq and is a predicted model, not a curated record. Gene Ontology annotation, molecular function: metalloendopeptidase activity; metal ion binding.